AUGGAUUACGCUACUGGGUCAUCUUACGUGUCAGCCAUUUCUUCGGCCGCCGCUGCCGCGGCAGCGGCGGCAGCUGGACUCGCCCAGCACUUCAACAAUUCACCGACUUGUCCUUUCUCUCCUUCUGAUCAACAACAACAAGAACAACAGCAAAUAGCAUCAGCGACGGAGUCUACUUCAACUCUUCCGGUAAUCCAUUCGCACCAUCAUCCACAUUUGCUGAUCCACCACCACCACCACCAAUCAAAUUAUCCGGAAGAUUUGAUCUCACCUCCAUCGCCGUCUCCUUCGUCAUCCUCAUCGUCGACUUUGUUACAUCCUUCGUCUUCAUUGGCUUCAUCUCUUUCGUCACAUCUUUAUGGAUCGCAUCAUCAACGAUACAAUUCGAAUACCCCGUCGUCUUCACUGAGUCUCCUGGGCGGAGGUGCAACCUCCUCAUCGUCCGGCAUGUCGACCACAUCAUCCAAUAGCAACGCGUUAACGACCGCAGUUUCAUUAUUUGGUGGCGGAAGUGGAGGAUGUUUCCACGGCAACGGAUUUACGUCUUUAUCGCCAACUUCACCUUUGACAUCGACGUCGAGAACAUCGUCCUCCACGACUUCAAAUUACUCCAGCGGAGGGUCUUCCUUCUUUCCUCCUGCCAAUGGCAUCCACUUUCAAGGCGGUUAUCGGAUGUAUCCGACGAAUUUGGGAACUCCUUCGCAGCAAAACCAAAAUCACGGCCAUCAGCAACAAAGUAACAAUUCGCAUCACCAAGUGCAUCCGUCGCAAAUUGCUGGGACAUCACCUGGCGACAAUUCAUCCUCAUCUUUCUUAACUAGUAUGGGCUUGGCUAACGUCAUGUCUAUCGGUCAUAAUACCUCGUCAUCAUCGACGGCAUCGUCACCAGUCCAUCAACAACAGCAACAUUUGACUAUUUCACCGUCUCCAGCAUCUUCUUCGUCAGCUACUGGAUUCUUGGUUGACGGGUCGCAACAGCAACACCAAUCGCACCACCAGUCAAGUCAAAACCAACAACAACAUCAUGGACAACAACUUGGUCACCAUUCCGGCGGAUUUCAAUCGCAUCAUCAUCAUCAUCACGGACUCGUCUCUCCAUCAUCCAUGAGCCUAGGAGCUUAUCCAACAUCUUCAGCUAUCGGACAUCAUCAUCAUCAUCAUUCGGGUAUUUCUAACGCAGUAGCUGGACCUCACCAUCACCACCAUCCAUCUAUAGCUGGCCUAUCCGGUCUUCCGAGUCUUCACCAGCAAGCGCACCAUCACGUCGGUUCGCUGUCAGUUUCAUCGUUACAACAAGCUGAAAAACGGAAACAAAGGCGCAUUCGCACGACUUUUACAUCAUCCCAACUAAAGGAACUGGAAAGAGCAUUUCAGGAGACGCACUACCCCGACAUCUACACCCGUGAAGAGAUUGCCAUUCGGAUUGAUCUCACUGAAGCCAGAGUCCAGGUUUGGUUCCAAAAUCGACGAGCAAAAUUCCGCAAACAGGAGCGACUAACACAACAGAAAUCAUCGUCAUCAGAUAAUAACGGAGGAAGUGUUGGUAAAGACGGAAAUCAUCAAAGUCCUAGCGAUGCCAAAGAAAGCCGUGGAUCUUCAUCGGCCGGAUCAUCAGCCGAAUCGCCCCGUGAUCUCGACAUCAAACCCCAAAUGGGAGACCGAACGGAAAGCAAUACUACCUGGAGCGCUGGAUUGAAUUCUCCGCCGGAAUCGCCGCCUAUCGAAGCACCACCAAUCACCAACUCCCGUUCCUCCGCCGCCGUGGCUGGAGGCAACAACAAUAAGGCUAUCGUCAAUUUAUCUGCUUUCGGUAAUUCCUUCACUCACCUGGCAGUCAAUCCAUUUUAGAAAAUGUAAAAA
Daphnia magna is the source of this 1860-nucleotide messenger RNA. Its product is annotated as retinal homeobox protein Rx. Gene Ontology annotation, biological process: regulation of transcription by RNA polymerase II. Gene Ontology annotation, molecular function: DNA-binding transcription factor activity, RNA polymerase II-specific; RNA polymerase II transcription regulatory region sequence-specific DNA binding. The coding region runs from base 1 to 1848 and encodes 615 amino acids. NCBI's taxonomy places the organism in Eukaryota, Metazoa, Arthropoda, Branchiopoda, Diplostraca, Daphniidae. The record is from RefSeq and is a predicted model, not a curated record. The transcript is spliced from 5 exons.